UUUAUCAUAAACCUUUUCUUUUGUCGUCUCGGACCCAACCCAACCCGUAACAUUAUCUCUCUCUUCUCUUCCUUUGUAGCUUUCACUUUCAUUUUUCUGGUUCCGAUUUAGGGCAUCCGAACUCGGUCUUUGACUCAGAACUAGCUCUGAUCUGCUCCUCAGAUCCUCGUUACACUUCCCUCACUCCUUCGCAACUCUGCACGCUUUUGUUCUUCCGCUUCUCCAGCUUCGAAUUUCGGUUCACGGAUGUUUCCAUGUUAGUUAUAUGGAGAAGUAACCUGGAUUUAUAGAGAAGCAUGUUUAGUUACAAGGGAUUAAAUGGUAGAAUCUGGAUGACUUUCAUGCUAGUUUGGAGAAGGGAACGGGAUUCUAAUGGGAGAACUUGUCAAAUGUUGUUAUUUGGUAACAAGGAAACACUUCUCAGAUUGUUCUGAGGACUUUGAGUACAAAGGCGGACCAUUUUCAGCAAGGGAUGAUUUUUGGGUUGACCUUUUGAAAUUCAUGCCAUGUCGGGGUUACUUAAUUCUUCUCUGAAUGGAUCUGCUUCAAAUCUUCCAGAUGGUGCUGGACGGUCUUUUGCUUCAUCAUUUUCUGGUCAGUCUGGUGCAGCCUCCCCAAUUUUUCAUCACACUGGAGGUAUUCAAGGAUUGCACAAUAUUCAUGGGAGCUUUAAUGUUCCCAACAUGCCCGGUACACUCACAUCAAGAAACUCAACUAUAAAUAAUGUACCAUCGGGGGGUGUUCAACAACCCACUGGAAGCCUUUCUAGUGGAAGAUUUACAUCCAACAAUCUCCCAGUUGCAUUGUCUCAGCUAUCUCAUGGAAGUUCCCUUGGACAUUCAGGAGUCACCAAUAGAGGAGGUAUAAGUGUUGUAGGAAACCCUGGAUUUAGUAGUAGCACAAAUGGAGUUGGUGGUUCUAUUCCUGGGAUUCUUCCUACAUCUGCUGCAGUUGGUAACCGAAAUGCUGUUCCAGGAUUGGGAGUAAACCCAAUUUUGGGAAAUGCAGGUCCUCGAAUCACAAGUUCUGUGGGAAACAUGGUUGGAGGAGGGAAUAUUGGAAGGACUGGUGGAGGAUUGUCUGUGCCUGGUCUCUCGUCUCGUCUAAAUUUGGGUGCAAACAGUGGAUCCGGUGGUUUAGGUAUGCAAGGACAGAAUCGAUUGAUGAGUGGUGUGCUUCCACAAGGGUCUCCGCAGGUAAUUUCAAUGCUAGGAAAUUCUUAUCCUAGUGGGGGUCCACUUUCCCAAAGCCAUGUUCAAGCAGUGAGUAACUUGAACUCUAUGGGUAUGUUGAAUGAUAUGAAUUCUAAUGACAGUUCACCUUUUGACAUCAAUGACUUCCCUCAACUGACAACUCGUCCUAGUUCUGCUGGAGGGCCUCAAGGACAGUUGGGUUCUUUACGAAAACAGGGUCUUGGUGUUAGUCCCAUUGUUCAACAAAACCAAGAGUUUAGCAUUCAAAAUGAAGAUUUCCCAGCUUUACCAGGAUUCAAAGGUGGUAAUGCAGAUUAUGCUAUGGAUAUGCACCAGAAAGAACAACUUCAUGACAAUACUGUGCCAAUGAUGCAAUCUCAGCAUUUCUCUAUGGGAAGGUCAGCUGGUUUCAGCUUAGGGGGUACAUAUUCAUCACAUCGAGCACAACAGCAACAGCAUGCUCCUUCAGUCAGUAGUGGCAAUGUCUCUUUUUCAUCUGUUAACAACCAGGAUAUUCUCCAUCUACAUGGAUCAGAUAUUUUCCCAUCUUCACAUUCGACCUAUCAUUCACAGACCAGUGGACCUCCUGGCAUUGGAUUAAGGCCGCUAAAUUCUCCAAAUACAGUUUCUGGUAUGGGUUCAUAUGACCAGCUCAUCCAGCAAUAUCAACAGCACCAAAAUCAGUCCCAGUUCCGCCUUCAAAUGUCAGCUGUAAAUCAGUCUUUUAGGGAUCAGGGCAUGAAGUCUAUUCAAACUGCACAACCAGCACCAGAUCCAUUUGGUUUGCUUGGCCUGUUAAGUGUGAUCAGGAUGAGUGAUCCUGACCUGACAUCUCUUGCUCUUGGAAUUGAUCUUACUACACUGGGGUUAAAUUUGAAUUCAUCAGAAAAUCUUCACAAGACCUUUGGGUCUCCAUGGACUGAUGAAUCAGCUAAGGGAGAUCCAGAGUUUACAGUGCCACAAUGUUAUUUUGCCAAACAGCCACCUGCUCUACAUCAAGGUUAUUUUUCCAAGUUUUCGGUGGAAACAUUGUUUUACAUAUUUUAUAGCAUGCCCAAAGAUGAAGCCCAAUUAUAUGCCGCCAGUGAGCUUUACAACAGAGGUUGGUUUUAUCACAAAGAACAUCGUUUAUGGUUAAUAAGAGUUCCCAACAUGGAGCCGCUGGUUAAAACAAACACAUAUGAGAGAGGAUCUUAUCACUGUUUCGAUCCAAGCAUAUUUGAAACCGUCCGCAAGGAUAAUUUUGUUCUACAUUAUGAAAUGUUGGAAAAGAGACCACAUCUGCCUCAACUUUGAGGAGGAAACAAAAACCUUUUUACUGUAAAGUUUCGAUUAGGGAUUUAAUGCCUUGGAGUCAUUUUGCAGUAUUAGUAUUCUUCAAUUUGGCGUUUCUUCCUAUCUGGUCGCUUUAGUGAUCCAAGCUAGUAUUUUAUUUUUCCUUGCCUUAAUAUAUACAAUAAUUAGGAUACAUAGGAUAACCUAGCUGUCUGACAAACAUGGUUUUCUGCCCAUUAGCUAAUGCACAGGAAAAACACCUGGAUCGAAAAUGGAUGUACUUUCCGAAAUAAUUUUAUCUUAAUCUGAAUGUUAGGAUCAGAGAUCUAAAAUUGAA
Glycine soja is the source of this 2805-nucleotide messenger RNA. Its product is annotated as probable NOT transcription complex subunit VIP2. Bases 507 to 2489 code for a protein of 660 amino acids. Gene Ontology annotation, biological process: nuclear-transcribed mRNA poly(A) tail shortening; regulation of DNA-templated transcription. Gene Ontology annotation, cellular component: P-body; CCR4-NOT core complex. Lineage: Eukaryota; Viridiplantae; Streptophyta; Magnoliopsida; Fabales; Fabaceae. The transcript has 16 exons. The record is from RefSeq and is a predicted model, not a curated record.